AUGACGACGCAGAAGAAACCCGGAGGUUAUUGGAGCGAAGCGAAUCCGGUUCCUACAAUUCAACAAUUUCUUGAGGAAUUAGAUGCUGGAAAGGCAGAAAGAGAUAAGCAAAUUGAUGAAGAGGCUAAGAAGAAGACCACGCCGCCAAACCAGCCAUCUGCUGCGGCCGUGCCUCAUCGAAAGCCAACGGCGCCCAAAUCCAAGGGCCGACUAGUGACGGAUCCAACUACGGGGGCGCAGGUGGAAAUUGAUGAUGUAGGGAAGGAAUUUAUGAAGGCUGUUAAGGAACCCCAGCUAUCUAUCCCGAAUGCGAAUCUUGGGUUGCCUACUUCCCUAAAAACCAAACCCUCACAGUCCCUAGAGGAGUAUAAGCACACUCAAGAUAUUGUAUCACCCCCAGAGCCUAUUGCGGCUGGUACAACGAGCGAUGUGCCCAUCCACGGCGAAAGGACCAAUGUCCUGUUCCAUCCAACACCUUCAAUUAGCUACGAGCCUAUGUUCAAGGUGUUAGAGAAGAAUGCUAGCAUACUGUGCUCCGUUAUAUUCGUCGCAAUAUUAGUCGUUGGACGUAUUGCUGGAGGUCAGAUAAAAUGGAUGCUACCCCUUGCCUGUUGUGUUGCUACAGGUGUAUGGUUCUGGACAUUCGACCUUAUCCGAAGAGGAAGAACCUUUCAAUGGCACUCCGAAAAGCUUCGCGGGCAAACAGCCACUGCCAAUCUCCUUCCAGAGUCUGCAGAAUGGAUGAAUUCAUUCGUGGAGAUACUUUGGGGCUUGAUCAACCCGGAAAUGUUCGCAAGUGUUGCCGACACUAUCGAAGAUGUGAUGCAUGCAUCGUUACCCGGUGUAAUCGAGAACGUGCGGAUAGCUCAGAUCGACCAAGGCUCAAACCCCUUGCGAAUAAUCAGCUUGAGGUCGUUGCCUGACGGUCAAGUUACGGAUUUGAUUGAAGGCUUGCGCACUUACAAUAAGGAAAACAAAGACGAACAGGAGGCAGCCGCCGCUGAAGAAGGAGGCCAACCCUACAAUCUUGAAUGUUCUUUCGCAUAUCAUGCCAAACCAACCGGCACAACGGCCUCUUCCAAAGCGCAAAAUAUGCACAUGAUGGUCGUCUUCUACCUUGGGGUAAAGGGGCUCUUUGGUGUCCCAUUGCCGAUCUUUGUUGAAUUAUCAGAGCUUGUUGGCACAGUCAGGUUGCGAUUACAACUUACUCCCGAAGCACCCUUUGCCAAGAGCUUGACCUUCAGCUUAAUGGGCAUGCCACACAUCAAAGCCGGCUGCACACCCAUGAUCAAACGAGGUAUCAAUAUUUUGAAUCUCCCGUUGAUAUCGAAUUUUGUCAAUUAUGCCAUUUGUGCUGCGAUGAGUAUGUACGUGGCUCCAAAGUCAAUGUCGCUUGAUCUUGGUAUGAUGCUCGGUGGUGAUGAUAUACAAAAGGAUACCAGUGCAUUGGGUGUUUUCUGGGUGAGAAUCCAUCGUGCCAAUGGAUUGAGCAAGCAAGAUAAACGAGGCAGCAAAGGCGGUGGUAGCGACCCUUACAUCAAUCUGUCAUUCUCGAAGUACGGCAAACCGAUGUAUUGUACGAGAGUUAUCUGUGAUGAUCUCAACCCAGUAUGGGAGGAAUCUGCACCGCUCCUUGUGACCCCUGAGCUUAUCAAGGCAGACGAGAAGCUUAGUGUAGAGUUAUGGGACUCUGAUAGGAGUACGGCCGAUGAUAUAGUUGGAAAGGUCGAGCUUUCCAUGCAGAAUUUGCUUCAACAUCCUGGAAAGAUGUUUCCUAUUACUUCUAAAUUGCAGGGUAUGGAUGCAGGCACCGAAAUGCCUGGCGAGCUUUAUUGGGAAGUAGGAUACUUCCGCAAAACACGUUUCCGGCCCGCUCUUCGCACGGAUGGGAAAGAUGCAUCCCUUCCAAGUGAUUUGAAGGACCACCCGGCCCUCCAAGACGAGAAAGGAAAUGUUCCCCCGCCUCCGCCGCCACAGGACGACGAAGAGGCCGUUACAUGUACGCCGCCUGAUCCCCUUUGGCCCAGCGGUAUAUGCACAGUUAUCAUCCACCAGAUUGUCAACCUGCAAGUUCAGGAUAUCAAGGGAACUCUGAAGAAUCGAAAAGGACAUGAAUACGAUGCGGCUAGGUCGUAUGGGGAGAGUACCGGAGAGGAAGGAGAUCAAUUCCCAACCAGUUAUUGCAGUAUCCUGUUCAAUGAUGAGCCAGUAUUCCGCACCCGAGCUAAAGCAGUGUCCAGUAAACCAAUAUUCAAUGCUGGAACAGAAAGGUUCAUCCGAGACUGGAGAUCAGCCAUGGUUACCAUUGCUAUUCGCGACCAGAGGCACCGAGAGCAUGAUCCUAUUCUAGGCAUUGUGCCCCUCAAGCUCUCCGAUAUUCUCCAAGCUAGCUCCCAAGUCACUAGAUGGUACCCGCUCGACGGAGGUAUUGGUUUCGGACGCAUCCGUAUUUCCCUUUUGUUCCGGAGUGUUGAACUCAGGCUUCCUCGCCAGCUACUUGGCUCCCGUGGGAAGCUCAAGAUGCGGACUAGCGGAGCUCACGUUUCAAUACCGCGUUCUGCUUUUACUCAAGAUCCAAACGAGGAUGGGGGUUAUUAUGAUCUCAAUUCUGGAUUGAAGGAAGAGCUUGUGCUACCAACCAAGCAUCGUUACCGAUCCGCUAUAAUAUUUGAGAUACCCCAUACUUCGGGUACCGCUCACGCACUCAUGUGGCUCCAGCAUCUCGUUGAUAACGAGGAAAAGACCUUGGAUAUACCAAUUUGGACAGCGAAGAACUCUGCACGACUAGUGCAGAACUACAUCUCUGAGGAAAAUUGGGAAACGGAGAAGAAUAGCCCAGGUUUAGAAGACCUUGAAAUGGUUGGAAGAUUGCAAUUUACCUGCUGCUUUACCCCUGGGUUUGAUCAAUGCCAUGAGAAACUUGUCACCAACAACGAUUCCAGGGAAUCCUUCGAGACCUGGGAGGCAUGCAUAUCAGAAGGAGUGCGAGGAGGGAUCCAGUCCGAGGUCCCCCCCACGGUGAAGAGGCUACAUGAGAAAUCUCUUGUUCAGGAACGAGAUAUACUCCGUCAAGCUAACGCCAAACUCCGGAGGCCAAAAUCUAAGGAUAGCGACUUAUCCUCGAUUGACGAUGUCAUCCGAAAAUCCAUAACCGGCAACGACAGCUCUCGUAUCAACGCCGAGGCAGCGCCCAAAGGAUACGAGAGCCAGAGUAGGGAUCCCUCUCCGACGACUGCAGGGAGUGCAAACCGCCAAACAGUCCCAGCUCCCAUGGCAAUGAACGGGGACGGCGUGCGUGACGACAGCAAUCCACAAAUGAUAGCCCAAGCGGACGGCCCAGUUAGCGGUCCUGCUGAAGCGACUGAUGGAUAUACAGAAGAGGCUGCUGCAGGUGGAGUUCCGACGUCUCAAACUCAAGCAGCCUACGAUCAGGAUGAUAGCAGCGUUAGUGACUAUAGCGAUGACAGUGCCGAUGCUGCGUUAGCUAACGGAGUCGCCUCAGAGUCCAGUCACGAAACGACCGAGGAGCGCAAACAGCGAAUUGGGAACAGAGAAAACCGACGAAGCGAAUGGCGGAAGCAUCGUGGCGUGAUGCAAUGGCGCCCAGCCCGUAAUGCCGCUUUUGUAAAACACGAAGCUACGUUUGCGAUGAAAAAGGUGAAGGACAAGCUUAUGGGCGAUCUGACCGGCCGGGAGCCAGAUAUUCGUACCGAAGUUGGAUGA
Molecule: messenger RNA, 3723 nt
Organism: Arthroderma uncinatum
Lineage: Eukaryota; Fungi; Ascomycota; Eurotiomycetes; Onygenales; Arthrodermataceae
Exons: 6
Coding region: 1-3723 (1240 amino acids)
Molecular function (GO): lipid binding
Source: RefSeq, a predicted model, not a curated record